Molecule: messenger RNA, 3396 nt
Organism: Lutzomyia longipalpis
Lineage: Eukaryota; Metazoa; Arthropoda; Insecta; Diptera; Psychodidae
Gene: pxb
Exons: 5
Coding region: 1195-2865 (556 amino acids)
Source: RefSeq, a predicted model, not a curated record
AUAGAAUUUCGCCCGAAGUAUAUAGCGACGGAGCUCCGGAGAUCCGCUCUGCACGCAUUUCGAGUGCCGGUUGGAAGGCACGGCUCGAACCCAGCCAGUUCAUCGAAUUCAGUGUGUCUCGCACCGUCGGUCUAAGCGGUUCUACAUUAUAAACGAGAAAAGCACAUCGUACUCCGUGCCAACAAUACUUAGAGAAGCAAACAAAACACGCUUCACAGACAAUUCCUGGCGACAGAUUCAUCUUCCAAACAGACAACAUUUUCGACAGUUUUUCCGCUAAAACUCGUAUUCUGCAUUCGCGAUUCACCUCACAGAUUUAUCAUUGUGUCUGAAGGCAAUCGUGGACCAAAAGUGUAAAAUACAUAUUUUUCCGAAUAGGAAAAAUUAAUUAAAUUUUCUCGUAAAUGGUGAAAACGCGGUGUGUUUGUGUCGAGAAUUGCUAAAUGGGUGGGGACUACAGAGUAACAAAAAUAUACAAUUGAGAGAUUGUGCAAUUGCGUGGAAAGCACUACAAGAACACCAUUUUGGGGAUUUUUUCCCUCCCAAAAGUGUCGCGCGAAACUACCCAUUUGUGGUCAUACCCUUCCCACAAAAAAAAACAUUUUUUUGUGUUUUUCGUUAGAUUUGCAAAAUAUGAAUUUUGUGAUAUUCCCCGCUCUUACACGACUACUCUAAAAAGAUUUUUUUGAAUGUCACGACAGUGCCGCAAAUAAAGAACAAAUUUAGGGUAGAGACCCUCUGUCAUCUAGAAUAAAAAUACCAAGUGAUGUGUAUAAGUUUUUAUUUACCAUAAAUAUUUUGCAUACUAUGAAGUAAUAAACAAAAAUCUCACUGGUGAAAAUAAGACGUGUGUAUCAGUGUUAGAGGUCAUGUAUGCCUACUCACAAACUUCAUUCUCAAUUCGGGUGCAAGGGUGGAAUUAAAGCUACAACCCAUUCAUCUCAGAGCAAACUCAAUGAAACAUCCCCAAAAGUGUUUGUAGUAGUGUGACUGUUGAGCAAAUAUUGUGGAUAUUAACAGAGAUUCCUCGGGACUUCAAAGAAAUUGUCGCUCCUCUGAGUCUUCUUGCCGACGUGAAAUUGCCAAUUUUUCACGUAUGCAUCAAGCUUCUGAACGAAUAAAUUUCAUCAGUAAAUGAUUCAUCUGUGACAGUGGCGGCCAAACUUAUCCGCGCCCCCAUUAAAUUGAGUUUUAAUGUGGGAAAUGUUGGAUUCUGAUUUAGAGUGUGGCUCAGAAUGUGGAGGACCUGGACCACCUCCAGAGUUUGUGAUUCCGCCACCACCUCGACCGCCUUUCCUACAUGACGUUACCUCCUGCACAGAAGAACCCCUACCCAACAUUGAGAUGUGCGAAGCCAUUCCGAUUUUGGACCCAAGUUACCAUAGCAGCCCAUCGCUACAGACAUCAGCCCUCAUAGUCCUGUGUUCCGUGGUGCUGGUGUUAGUUGUUUUGAUAUCAUCGUUGCUCGUGUGGAAACACAAACGGAAAGUUCAAAACUUCUUGCCGUGCAAGACACCGACACGAGGAGGACAUUUGGACACCACGGCUGUAUCCAGCGGGCAUUCAGUCACAUACGAAGAUCCUGAUGCACAUCUCGGCAGUCGCCCCCUAGUCAUGAGGCAUCAACAUAAUAUGGAGAUGCUCCACCCAAAAUCGAUACACUUUCCAAGUGGUUACCCCAUGACGCGCUCUCCGCCUCUGUUUGUCUGCUCAUCUCCCGGACCAGACCCCUAUCGCUCUCAUGAUAAUGUUUACGAAGAACUGGGUCCACCAAGGGAAUCAGACGGAGAGUCUGAGCCUCCUGUUCAUUCAGACGAUGACUUUGCCGAGGAUGAACUCAGUCUGCCCGGUGAAAGAUCCUUUCACAAAACGUCGCCUGAUACCUCAACCGUGGCCACGAUUUAUCAAGAUCGAAGUGCUCCUAGUGGGUCAACUGCACCUUCGAGUAGCGGAAGUGCAAGCGCCAGUGGAAAUGGUGAGAGAAACACGAACGAAAAAAAUAGUCUUAUCUCACCGCCAGCACCAAAUGCAACUAGCAGAGUUGCAGGAAGUCGUAGUAUGAUGGCUAGUCCGGGUAGUCUCUUUAGGGGACGCAAAGUGCAUAGCACUCGCAAUGGAAAAGUGCCGAACUUUAGUGCCGAUGAGUUAAAUACAUCCUCGGAGCAAGACUACACUUCCGAGAUGGUGCUACCCACAAUCUACGGGCAGAGAGGUCACUUGAUGACCUUGCCCUAUAAUACAACAGCCGGUACAAGUAAUCCAACGCAAACUAAUCGUAGUACGAGGAGCAAUACAAUGAAUUGCUUUACAGCAUCAUCGACAAUAAGUACAGAGGGUGAUGAGGAUGAAGUGGAACGACGGAAUCAAAUUAAUCGAGAACUGUCAACCCAUCCUGUGGCAACGAUAUUUCGGGAACGUGGAGUGCCGUCAUACCCUAGAAACUUUCUAACUCACCACCAUCCACCCCCUCGGGCUCGCUCAAAUCCUCGAUCCCUCGAUCGACGGCGCAUCAUUGCCCCUGCACCCAGUGGCCAUGUUAUUCCCGAUCCUAGCUACAGCUACGCUGAACCCGUCUUCCAUGAUGGCCUACUCUAUGAUCCAUACUUAGCGCAUGAUCGCAAUCAUCCCUACCCCUAUAUCUUGCCUGAAUUCACAACUUUCCGAAACGGACCUAGUGGAGCACCCUGUCAGCAACCCGUGGAAGUCGGAGCUACGGGGGUCGCACAUAAUCUCUUUGGUCGAGACUCAAGUUUUGGCAGCGACUCUGGAUACAGUCAGCACACACAGACGUCAACAAGAAGUGGUUGGGGUCGCAAUGGCCGCAAAGACAGUGCACCAAAGAAUACUCCGUUUAGUGCAUCUUGAGGCCCGUUGUGGCGCUUGGGCGGAACGUAAAAUGUAAAUAUAGAAUUUCAAGAGGGAUGUGAUGUAUCGUAAAAUGGAUAGGGACUCUAAGGCUAAGGAAGUCAUAUCUGGGAUCAGUCAUGAAAAGUUCUCUUGAGUCAAAAGAAUACCAGGUAUUUAAUUCUAUGUUGUCAUUUUUUUAUUUAAAUUUCAUUAAAUAAAUUUAAAAAUUCAAUAUAAGUUUUCUAUAUCCUGAUUCACAAGACAAACUUUUUUUAUAUAUCAAUUACCUACCUAAUAGAAUAAUAAUACAACAAAAAUUUCACAAAAAAUUUAAUUGAAGUUUUCAUUACUGAUCUAAGGGAUAUUUAAGAGAUAGUUGAUGAUGCAAUGUGAUUUUGUUCAAUACUGUGUUGCUAAAAUGAUAUAAAAUUGAUUAGGUAUGAAGUUUUUUUUAACAACACUAGAUUAAUUAUCUUGUAAACACACAAAGACUCAAGACUGUCUUUUUUUAUUGCGUAAUAAAAAUCAUUAAGUAGAAUUGUAUGUAAA